AUGGCUACAGACGAGAGCAAGACGCCGCCUCCGACGGCUGCUGAAGUCGACGAGCCGGAUGAGUGGGACAAGCGCAUCUUCAGCACAGGCUGCGCAGACGAAAACGCAAAGAUGACGGACUGCUACUUUGAAAAGAGAGACUGGAGAGCCUGCACCGCCGAGAUGGAGCGGUUCAAGGAGUGCUGGCAGAAGAAUGGCAACGAAGAGCGCACUUCUAGCAAGGGGGCAUGA
Messenger RNA from Hirsutella rhossiliensis, 231 nucleotides. RefSeq lists its product as uncharacterized. Gene Ontology annotation, biological process: mitochondrial respiratory chain complex IV assembly. NCBI's taxonomy places the organism in Eukaryota, Fungi, Ascomycota, Sordariomycetes, Hypocreales, Ophiocordycipitaceae. Gene Ontology annotation, cellular component: mitochondrial intermembrane space. The record is from RefSeq and is a predicted model, not a curated record. The transcript has 4 exons. The coding region runs from base 1 to 231 and encodes 76 amino acids.